Messenger RNA from Medicago truncatula (barrel medic), 2466 nucleotides. Its product is annotated as cation/H(+) antiporter 4. NCBI's taxonomy places the organism in Eukaryota, Viridiplantae, Streptophyta, Magnoliopsida, Fabales, Fabaceae. Gene Ontology annotation, biological process: proton transmembrane transport; regulation of pH. The transcript has 3 exons. Bases 1 to 2466 code for a protein of 821 amino acids. Gene Ontology annotation, cellular component: membrane; endomembrane system. Gene Ontology annotation, molecular function: antiporter activity. The record is from RefSeq and is a predicted model, not a curated record.
AUGAAUCAGGACAAAGCAGAAAAAUUUACAAAUAUGAUAUUAGACCGAACAAUUUUUCCACGUUCAUCUAUUAAUACAACAGCCUCGGAUCCUGAAGGCAAAUUUUUAGUCUUAAAUGUUUGUAUUGACAUGCCACCCAAGGUUACAUCUGAUGGCAAUUGGGCUAAUCAUGAUCAAGCUGCAAUGCCUAUGCAAUCCACUUUGCCAUUGUUAGAGCUUCAAAUUCUCACAAUCUUUGCCAUUACUCAAUGCUUUCAUUUGGUACUUAAGCGUCUUGGGGUCCCUUAUUUCGUUUCACAAAUCAUGGCUGGUUUAGUUCUAGGACCAUCUUUGAAGUUUUCAAAAACAUGGACUGGAUUCAAAAAUAUCUUGUUUCCAUACGGUACUGAAGAUGUAAUAAGUGUAAUAUCCCUAAUUGGAUAUGCAUUUUUCCUGUUUCUAACUACUGUGAAAAUGGACUUCACCAUGAUAACAAGAACAGGUAGAAAAGCAUGGACAAUAGCUUUUUGUUCCUUUUUGAUUCCAAUGUUUUUUGGUCUCCUAGUGUGUUACAGAUUCCAAGAAUUUUGGAAACUCGAGAUGGGAAAUUUUGAAGCAAAAAACCUUCCUGUUAUAGUUAUAGGGCAAAGUGGUUGUUACUUUGCUGUCAUAGCUUCUUUGCUUUCUGACCUUGAGAUUCUUAACUCAGAACUCGGACGUUUAGCACUCUCAACAGCUAUGGUUAUGGAUUCUUUCAACUCAAUUGUUACAGGAAUUGGCACAGCUUUUAUUAGCAGCAUCAAAACAGAUUCACAUGAUAAUGGGGAUGGAAAAGGAACUCUUAAAGCCUUUUUAAAUGUUUUCUAUUACUUAUGUUUUAUGGUAGUGACUCCUCUUGUGUUGCGUCCUAUAUUGAAGUGGUUUGUUAAAAAGACACCAGAAGGUAGACCGAUGAAGAAAGUAUACAUGUAUAUUGUGUUCAUUAUUGCUCUUGCAGUUGGAAUGUUGGGAUUAUUGACAAAGCAAAGUGUUUUAGGUGGAAUUUGCAUUGUUGGUCUUAUUGUACCUGAAGGUCCUCCAUUAGGAACUGAAAUGAUCAAGCAAUUGGAAUUGUUUUGUAGUUGGUUCCUUUUUCCUAUUUUUGUCACAAGUUGUGCUAUGAAGAUUGAUCUUAGUGUAUAUGUUAAAAGCGACUAUAUUUAUGUUUGGCUUGGCAUUAUUGUUGCUGUUCAUUUGUUCAAGAUGCUGGUGACCAUUGGAAUUUGUUGGUAUUGUAACAUGCCUAUGGCUGAUGGUUUGUGUCUUGCUCUGAUGUUGAGUUGUAAAGGUGUUGUGGAUUUUUGCAACAAUGUGUUUCUUCAUGAUUCCAUGCUUUUGAGCAGUGAAGCACUAUUCGUUUUGAGUAUAAAUGUGUUGGUGAUUGGAACCUUGGCACGCAUUGGUGUGAAGUACUUGUAUGACCCUUCAAGGAAAUAUGCAGGUUAUCAAAAGCGUAACAUCUUGAGCUUGAAACCAAACUCAGAACUUAAGAUAGUUUCAUGCAUCCUCAAACCAAGUCACAUAAUUCCCAUAAAGAAUGUUCUUGACAUUUGCAGUCCAACAUCAAGCAAUCCAUUGGUAAUUCAUAUCUUACAUCUCUUGGAGCUUGUUGGAAGAUCUUCUCCCGUUUUCAUAUCGCACCGGCUUCAAGAAAGAGUUGGUUCAAGUUCCCACACUUUCUCUGAAGCUGUCAUCGUUACUUUUGAUCUUUUCGAACAUGACAAUGCUGGUACUGCAUCAGUGAGUACCUACACAGCUAUAUCGCCAGUGCGUUUCAUGCACGAUGAUAUUUGUUAUCUUGCAUUGGACAAACUUGCAUCCAUCAUCAUUCUUCCUUUUCAUCUGAGAUGGUCAGAGGAUGGUUCUGUUGAAUCAGCGGAUGAGACCACAAGGUCUUUGAACACCAAGGUUCUUGAAAGAGCACCUUGUUCGGUAGCGAUCCUUGUGAAUAGAGGACACUCUUCUCCAUUCAACCACAAUGAGAAUUCAAAGCAAAUUGCCAUGAUUUUCUUAGGAGGUUCAGAUGAUAGAGAAGCAUUGUGUUUGGCUAAAAGGACAAUCAAAGAAGAUACUUAUCACUUGGUUGUGUAUCACUUGGUUUCAACAAUCAAGAAUGAUGAAUUCACUAGUUGGGAUGUUAUGCUUGAUGAUGAGUUACUAAAGGGUGUUAAGGGAGUUUAUGGUAGUGUAGAUAACGUGACAUAUGAAAAAGUAGAAGUCGAAAACACUUCUGAUACCACGGAAUUCAUCUCAGAUAUAGCGAUUCAACAUGAUUUCAUUAUAGUUGGGAGGCGAAAUGGCAUCAAAUCGCCUCAGACACAAGCACUUGCAUCGUGGACUGAGUAUCCAGAGUUAGGUGUGUUGGGAGAUUUGCUUGCUUCACCCGAUACUAAUACCAAAGCUUCAAUUUUAGUUGUGCAGCAACAAGUAAUGCCUAAGGCGUCAUAA